GCGAGCCUUCGUCUCCCUCCUCCUCCUCCUUCCUGGCUGCCGUCCGUCCGCCCGCCCGCCUCCGCGCACCACGCGGCCUCUCGUCCUCCUCUCGUCGGGCCGCCAAUUUUGCAGCUCCGCCUCCAAACCCUAGCGCCGCGCUCAGCCCCGCCGCGGCCCGCGCUUCUCCUCCAUGCGCCCCCGCCUCGCCGCCGCCGCCGAUUAUGGCCGCUUCUAGGGUUUCCUGGGCCCGGCCAUGGUGAUCUCGCCCGCGCCAUCGGAUCCCUCUCCUGCGUCGCCUUGUACGGUUCGCCGGAGCCUGGAUCCUGCCUUCAUUGACGCGCCCGCUGCGGGGGAACAGCAUGAUGGCGAGGUUAAUGCAAAUAGGGAAGAGCAGAAAAAUAGUUCAUGAUGUGUUGGUUAACUCGAAGCCCAAUAGUUUAUGUUCACAGAACAUUGGAUCGAAAUUUGCGUUUGGUUUGGCAUAUACAGGCAGGGCCUGUUUGCACGGGAAAGUUCCGAAUGGACCGAGCACGUCAUCCAUGCUCGGAAGAACAAAGGAGAGCUUAUACUGGAGCCCUGCUGGAAGAAACUUUUCAGUUCUCUCAACAUGUAGCCAGAAUGCAUUUCAUGGUCAACUUGCUUGGAAGCAACUCUUGACAAUGGGUUCUCAUGUACCAAAAGCAUCUCCAUUUUUAAGUAGGGUUGCUUGUGCCAUUAGCUUGGCUGCCACUAGAUCCAAUUUACCUUCUUACCUCUUUGCUUUCAUAGCUGGAGAGAUGAUGCUAGCUCAGAAGACCAGUGCGGACGGAGAGUACGUACCAAUACGUGAUAGUCUUUACACACGUGCUCAGGAUGGUCGUAUCUAUGUCACCUCAUUGAUAUUUUCAGCAGUAGAGCUGGUUAUCAUAAUCUUCAGAUCAAUAUAUUUGGCAUUGUUGUUCACUCCAAGUAUACUCAUGGCCCCAUUUGCAAAUACUCUUGGCAGUAAGUAUAGGAAAACAUGGCUCCGUCUUGUGCAUCGUACCUUGGAGAAAGCAGGUCCUGCAUUUAUUAAAUGGGGCCAAUGGGCUGCUACACGCCCUGAUUUAUUUGAAAGUGACCUCUGUGCUGAAUUAGCAAAGCUACAUACAAAAGCACCUGCUCACAGCUUCUCUUAUACCAAGAAGACUGUUGAGAAAGCUUUUGGUCGAAAGCUAUCAGAUAUUUUUGAGAAUUUUGAAGAAGAGCCUGUAGCUUCUGGAAGUGUUGCCCAGGUGCAUCGAGCUGGUUUGAGAUUCAGGUAUCCUGGUCAGCACAUAAAGCGUGUAACAGUUGCUGUAAAAGUAAGACACCCUGGUGUAGGAGAAUCAAUACGGAGGGAUUUCACUAUCAUUAAUGCAGUAGCUAAAAUUUCUAGAUAUAUUCCUACACUGAAUUGGCUGCGGCUGGAUGAGAGUGUGCAACAGUUUGCUGUCUUUAUGAUGUCUCAAGUUGACCUUGCAAGGGAAGCUGCUCAUUUAAGCCGGUUUAUCUACAAUUUCCGAAGGUGGAAGGACGUGUCUUUUCCGAAGCCUCUCUACCCACUUGUUCAUCCCGCUGUCUUGGUUGAGACUUAUGAGCAUGGGGAGAGUGUUGCACACUAUGUUGAUGACCUUGAUGGACAUGAUCGAAUUAAAAGUGCCCUUGCUCAUAUAGGCACUCAUGCACUCCUGAAAAUGCUUCUGGUUGAUAACUUUGUCCAUGCGGAUAUGCACCCUGGAAAUAUUUUGGUCCGUGUUAUACAACCAAGGAAUUCAAACAACACCCUUUUGAAGUCUAGGCCGCAUGUAGUAUUCCUUGAUGUGGGAAUGACUGCCGAACUUUCAAGCAAUGAUCGUGUGAAUUUACUGGAGUUUUUCAAGGCUGUUGCACGCCGAGAUGGUCGUACAGCUGCAGAACGUACGCUGAAGUUAUCAAAACAACAAAACUGCCCAAAUCCAAAAGCCUUCAUUGAGGAAGUUGAGCGGGCUUUUUCCUUUUGGGGAACCGCUGAAGGUGAUGCUGUCCACCCAGCUGAGUGUAUGCACCAGUUGCUUGAGCAAGUACGCCGCCACAAAGUAAACAUUGAUGGGAACGUUUGUACUGUUAUGGUGACUACUUUAGUUCUUGAGGGCUGGCAGCGAAAAUUGGAUCCAGAUUACAAUGUUAUGAAAACAUUACAAACUUUACUUUUUAAGGAAGACUGGGCCAAGUCUCUUCAGUACACAAUCGAAGGGCUUAUGGCACCUUAGGGAUGCAUUGGAAUCCACUAAAAAAUUUUGACCCGUUCUUGCGCAGUUAUGGGAGAUUGGAGGAUGCUACUUCCCACCAGUACAUUUAGUUUCUUUUUUCAUGUUUGUUUACUUUUAAGUCCCACAGUUUUGUACCGCCCAUCUUGGCCAGCGCUGCUUAAAUGGCCUUGCAAAAGUAAUAAGUGCAGCAUUUUUUCAAGCUACCAGAGAAGUGUUCUCUGGACCCACAACCUUGGGACUAUCUGCUUAUAUGCGCUUUGCAGGCCAAAGGAUGCGUUCUCCAUGAAAUUUCUGUUAAUAGCUUUUAGAAGAUGUAGCAACAGGCCUUUGUUCUGAUCUUUUUGUAACUCGAGAGGUGUCGGUGAACAGAAGCUGUUUUUAUUGUAUACAAGAGAUACAGCUAACUGUUUGAAAGAAACCUACGUCAUGCCUGACAUAAUUCCUGAUGCCC
Molecule: messenger RNA, 2682 nt
Organism: Oryza brachyantha (malo sina)
Lineage: Eukaryota; Viridiplantae; Streptophyta; Magnoliopsida; Poales; Poaceae
Product: probable serine/threonine-protein kinase abkC
Exons: 6
Coding region: 342-2231 (629 amino acids)
Source: RefSeq, a predicted model, not a curated record